Molecule: messenger RNA, 3930 nt
Organism: Equus caballus (horse)
Lineage: Eukaryota; Metazoa; Chordata; Mammalia; Perissodactyla; Equidae
Gene: GP1BA
Product: glycoprotein Ib platelet subunit alpha
Cellular component (GO): plasma membrane
Molecular function (GO): protein binding
Source: RefSeq, a predicted model, not a curated record
UUCCUCAGCAAAAAGAGGAGGAUUGGUAGCAGAUGUUAGCUCAGGGCUAGUCUUCUUCAAAAAAAAAAAAAAAAUGAGAAUGAUCUCGAGUGAAGUGUGGAGUGUUAAGAGAUGGAGCUGGACAGGUAGGAAGAUCAGAUCACACAGGAUCCUGUAGGCCAUGUUAGGGAUCUAAGACUUCCUCCUGAGAGCUAUAAGGAGCCACUGAUGAGUUUCAAGCAGUGGAAGGAUAUGAGCAAAUUUGAAGUUCUGAAGGACCACUCCAGUGGGGAAUGGGGAGAAGAAGGGAAGUCAGAAAGCUGGGAGACCAGCUGGGAGCUGAGCAGUGAAGCAGUAGAGACAAGAUGGCCCCCUGGAUUAGGAAUGGUGGCAGCAGGGAUGGAAAGAAGUGGAUUUGAGAGAGAUUAGGAGGUAAAGUCAGUGGGACUUGGUGAGAGGUUGGAUGUGGGAAUGAAGGAGGGGAGGCAUUAGGAUGACUGCCAAGGAUUUUGUUUGUAUGGACUGAAUGGGUAGAUAAAUGAGUAGAUGAGGGUACCAUUUCCCAGGCUGGACAACACAAGAGGAUAAGCUAUUUGGAAAGAGAUGACAAGCUCAGGUUUGAACAUAUUGUUUUAGUGCCUGUGGGACAUCCAAGAAAUUCUAAAGGCAGUGGGGUAUAUGUGUUUGGGUCUCAGGAGAGGGGUCUGGGCUACAGAUAAAGAUUUGAGAGUCACUGGGGUUGGGGUGGUAGUUGAAGGCAAGGGCAUGGAUGAGGAUAGUCUCAGGUGUUUGUAUAGCAUAAGAAGAGGGCCAAAGGCCAAACUCUGGGGGAAGGUUAAUUUUUCUUAAAGGACAGAGGAAGAGGAAUCCACAAAGGAGAUUGAGAAGGGCCAGCUAGAGAAGUAAGAGGAAAACAAGGAAAAUUAGUGCCAUGAGUCCCAGGGUGGGAGUGGCCAUGGGGAUGCAGGCUGCAGAAAACAAGUAAGAUCAUAAAGGAGAGGUGUCCAGUGGAUGCAGAGGAGUGGGGGGCACUGGUGACCUUGGCAAUAACUAACCCAAUGGAGUGGGGCUUGGGGGGAACCAGACUAGAAUGGAGUGAAGACAGAGGGAACAAGGAUUAAAAUUAGGCAACUCUAAGAAUGUAGCUCUGAAGGGGAAGUGAGAGUGGCAGCUGGAGAGGUUUUUAAGAGCUGGAUGAGGGUGGUGGUUGGAGGAGUCACUCUCAAUCUCCCCAGUGUAGAAGGAAAGUGGGAAAGAGUAGAGCCAAAAGAAGGGCUUAGGGGAAAGUUGUGGAAGGAGGUGAUAAGGGCCUAUGUCCGGGAGGGAGACUGUUCUGCAGGUCACAGGAGUCCCUAUCAGGCUAGCAUUUCCUCUCAGUCCCCACCCCCUUCCUGCCUUCCCUGGAGCUGGAAGAGAGAAGAACCGAGUCACACCCUAGAAGAAGCCCUGUGCCUUCAGAGGUCUUUCUGCCUGCCUGUCCCCAUGCCUCUCCUCUUCCUGCUGCUCCUGCUGCCAAGCCCUUCACACCCCGAAUCUAUCUGUGAGGUCUCCAAAGUGGCCAAGGUGGAAGUGAACUGUGAUAAUCGGAGGCUGAAGACGCUGCCUCCCGAUCUGCCAAAAGACACAGCUAUCCUCCACCUGGAUGAGAAUCCCCUGGGCAGCUUCUCUACGUCCUCCGCGGUGUUUCUGACUCGCCUCACUCAGCUGUACCUGGUUAAAUGCCAGCUGACCACGCUGACGACUGACAGUAUGCUGCCACUGCUGGAUACCCUGGAUAUCUCCCACAACCAGUUGAAAGGCCUGCCCUUGCUAGGACAAGCACUGCCAGCACUCACUACCCUGGAUGUCUCCUUCAACCAGCUGACCUCCUUGUUUCCUCAUGACCUGAAUGGCCUGAGCAAACUCCAUGAGCUCUCCCUGCGUGGCAAUAAACUGAAGAGUCUGCCCCCUGAUCUAUUAAGGCCCACAGCCCAGCUGAAGAAGCUCAAUCUGGCUGAGAACAAGUUGCAGGAGCUGCCCCCUGGGCUCCUGGAUGGGUUGGAGGACCUCGACACCCUCUACCUCCAACAGAACUGGCUGUACACAAUACCAAAGCGCUUCUUUGGGGACCUCAUCCUGCCUUUUGCUUUUCUCCACGACAACCCCUGGAAGUGCAACUGUGAGAUCCUCUAUUUCAAGCACUGGCUGGAGGCCAAUGAGAAGAAUGUCUACGUAUGGAAGAACGGUACAGAUGUCAAGGCCAUGACCCCCAAUGUGGCAAGUGUGAGAUGUGACAACCAACCCGUCUACACCUACGCAGGGGAGGGCUGCUCCACCGCUGGUGAUGAGGACAUAGACUAUGAUGACUAUAGAGAGGAGGUGACGACCAUGAGGGGUAUGGUCAGCUUCUCUACCAACACUGAAGCCAAUACAACCCACCAAGGCCUACUCUACUUAGAACCUAGUGCUUCUCUACAGAGCCAAAUGCCCUACUUGCCCCCAACCGAAGAGUCCACUAAGAAACAGACCACAUUCCCAUACAUCACAGAAUUCAUCAGAUUCUCCAAAAUGUCAAAAAGCUCUACUGAACCCACCACAAUGCCGACCACCCCAGAGCCCACAACCCCAACUACCCCAGAACCCACCACCACCCCAAGUACCCCAGAGCCCACCACCACCCCAGAGCCCACCACCCCCCCAGAGCCCACCACAACCCUGACCACCCCAGAGCCCACCACCACCCCAGAGCCCACCACCAUGCCGACCACCCCAGAGCCCACCACAACCCUGACCACCCCAGAGCCCACCACCCCAGAGCCCACCUCAGUCACUACUAACUUAGAAUCCACAAAACCCACGACUGAUAUCAACUCCUUGAUGGUCCUUGGGGUGGGUCAAGAGAAUUUGGAUAGCUCUAGAAAUGACCCUUUUCUCAACCCUGACUUUUGCUGCCUCCUCCCCUUGGGCUUCUACAUUUUGGGUUUCCUCUGGCUUCUCUUUGCCUCUGUGGUCCUCAUCCUGCUGCUGACCUGGGUCCAGCACGGGAAACCACAGGCCCUGGACUUUGGCCAGUCUGCUGCCCUGGCCACGGCCACACACACCACACAUCUGGAGCUGCAGAGGGGAAGGCAAGUGACUGUGCCCCAGGCCUGGCUGCUUUUCCUUCAAGGGUCACUCCCCACUUUCCGCUCCAGCCUUUUCCUGUGGGUACGGCCUAAUGGCCGCGUGGGGCCCCUGGUGGCAGGACGGCGGCCCUCUGCCCUGAGUCUGGGUCGUGGUCAGGACCUGCUGGGUACAGUGAGCAUUAGGUACUCCGGCCACAGCCUCUGAGGGGGGUGGUUUGGGGACCUUGAGAGAGGCUCUGAUGGGCUUUCCUACUAGGAUCUAGCUGGAGGGGGGAGGCGCUGUGAAGGGGAAAGGAGCACAGGCUCAGUGGAAGGUCUUCAUUACUUUUCCUUCGUCAGAAGCCUCCUCUUCACACCACAGGCACACAACCCAGACCCAUAAGUCAGGAGUAGUGAGAUGGAGUGGGGUGGCCCACAGAACCAAGCUCCCAAUGCCACAUGGUUUUGUUUUGUUUUUCCCCACUUUUGGGGUUACUACCCCAUCACUUUUGGGAAGUUUUAGGAAAAAGCAAAUAAAUAGAAUAGGGCGUGGUUCUGACAUGUAUCUGCAUUUUGAAGAAAACUUGGAAAGAGAUUUAUCAAGAUGUGAGCCCUGAUUCUCUGGGUAGGAUAGAUAUGGAUGGUUUUUCAUUUUCCUCUGCUUAGCAUUUUCUAGUUUUCCACCAUCGUGUAUUAUUGGUAUAAUAAAAAAUAAUUUAAAGAAGAAAAUUUGGUUUCUUUUGGAGAGGGAGAGUGGCUGGGGCACCUGUCACCAGCAUCUCAGGCCCCAACUGCCCCCCGCAUGCCUUACGCUACUCGCCCAAACAGCUCUAGUCUGAGCCUGCACUUCCCCCACCUGGUGCCUCCU